Molecule: messenger RNA, 2772 nt
Organism: Argiope bruennichi
Lineage: Eukaryota; Metazoa; Arthropoda; Arachnida; Araneae; Araneidae
Product: polypeptide N-acetylgalactosaminyltransferase 13-like
Exons: 11
Coding region: 142-2160 (672 amino acids)
Cellular component (GO): Golgi apparatus
Source: RefSeq, a predicted model, not a curated record
AGUCUGUCACCGGUUUUGCUUUCGAUGUUCGUGUCGCCGUAUUAAAACGAAUCAAUCGUAUAUAAUGCUCGUUGGUAUUUUCAUAAUUGUAUUAAUCGUUCAAUCUAAAAUAUGAUAUCGCUUGCUGUGCUAUAAAACUAAAUGGCAUUUGUGAGGUUUGCCCGCAGACGGCGAUUUACUUUUUUAAAAUUAUUUCUAAUAUGUUUUGCCUUCCUUGGUGUUUUACUGUGGCUUUAUAUGCGAAACUUAUCUGACAGUGAACCUGUAAACAUUGCUCAUCAUCCUAGAGAAUUUCUUAGUUCCAAAGAAAUACACACAAUAAGUAAAACGAACCAAAAUAUAUAUUUAAAGGAUGUAUUUAAGUCAAAUAUUUUUGUGACUAAACGUGAUAGUGUUUUUCGAAAUCCUGCCCUUUUACAUAAGUUACAAGCAAAAGCACCAAAUAUUGCUCCGAACCAAAAAGUUUCAAAAACAGUUAGUCAUUCAGAUGUUCAUGAAGACUUCAAAGAGCGUUUUGAUUAUCCUAUACCAAAAAUGAAAGUUACUCCUGGAUUAGGUGAAAAUGGUGCACCAGUUGUACUGCCAAAAGAAGAACAAAUCUUAGCAGAUAAAUUGUUCAAUGAUGCUGCAUUUAAUGUUUAUUUAAGUGAUAGAAUAUCUCCUAAUCGAAGUGUUCCUGAUCCAAGAAAUCCAAAAUGUGAAUAUGAAAGCUAUGACCAUGAUUUACCUACUACAAGUGUGAUAAUUAUAUUUACCAAUGAAAUAUGGUCAGCUCUUCUUAGAACUAUUCAUAGUGUUGUAAAUCGUACACCUUCCCGUCUUUUACGUGAAAUUAUUUUGGUUGAUGAUUUUAGUGAAAAAGAUGAACUAAAAUAUGCUCUGAAGAAAUAUAUAGAGAAACAGUUUAAACCAGGUCUUAUCAAACUGAUAAGAUUUAAUGAAAGAAAAGGAUUGAUUAGAGCUCGUUUAGCUGGAGCACAACUUGCUACUGGUGAUGUUCUUGUUUUCCUAGAUUCCCACUGUGAAGCAAAUAUUAAGUGGUUGGAACCUCUUCUUCAAAGAAUAAAAGAAGAAAGAACAGCCGUUGUCUGCCCUAUUAUAGAUGUUAUUGAUGAUAAAACUUUUGAAUAUUAUGCAACAAAUUUAGAGUAUUUCCAAAUUGGAGGAUUUACAUGGAAUGGUCAUUUUACCUGGAUAGAAAUUUCAGAUGAAGAAGAUAGACGCAGAAAAUCAGAAGUAGCUCCUACAAGAACUCCUACUAUGGCUGGUGGACUGUUUGCGAUAGAUCGAAAAUAUUUUUGGGAAGUUGGAAGUUAUGAUUCUGGAAUGGAAAUUUGGGGUGGAGAGAAUUUGGAAAUGUCCUUUAGAGUCUGGAUGUGUGGCGGAACAUUAGAAAUAAUACCUUGUUCUCAUGUUGGUCAUGUUUUUCGAAGUUUUCAUCCAUAUAAAUUCCCUGGGAACAAGGAUACUCAUGGAAUAAACACUGUCAGAACUGUUGAAGUUUGGAUGGAUGAAUACAAAAAAUACUUUUAUUAUCAGCGACCAGAUUUAUUAGGUAUUGAUUAUGGAGAUAUUACUGAAAGACUUGAAUUGAAAAAGAGACUUAAAUGCAAGUCAUUUCAGUGGUAUUUAGAUAACAUAUAUCCAGACAAAUUUAUCUUUGAUAAGGGAGUUUUAGCAUAUGGAAGUUUGAAAAAUCCUUUGACUAAUCUGUGCCUUGAUACACUGAAUCGGGAUGAAGAUAGAUCUGAACCUAUUGGCUAUUUUCAUUGCAAACCAAAUUCGGAUCUAGUGAUAAAUCAGGAAUUUUUAGCUGCAUUACAAUUACUGUCAUACACAGAGAAGAAAGAACUGAGAAUUGAAGAUAACUGUGCUGAAAUAAAUGAUGAUUUUGAUAUGCAUUCAGAACUUCCUGUAAUAAUGACUAAGUGCAAUGGAGGAGACAACCAAAAAUGGAUACAUAAAAUGGGUGGAGAAAUUAAACAUGAGAAAUCUGGUAUGUGCCUUGAUGCUGGUAAGAAAAAAUCUGAAGAUGAUGCUGUAGUUAGGAAAUGCUAUGGAGGCCACUUUCAAAUUUGGUGGUUUGAAAACUAUGUCCAUCCUCAUAUAGAUGUAAAAGAUGAUGACAACGAUCAUGAGGACUUCAAUGUACUACAAUAGAGACAAGGUAAAAAAACAACAGAAGUUUCAUUAUUCCUUCCAAUUUCACCAUAUCAGUCUGACUAGGAAGGUAUUUUGAUUUUAUGAACAGUAAACUGAUUUUGCUACUUUAAAAAUUGCUUGUGCCUUUAUAUGUGAUGUGCCACUAUCAAUAGUUGAAUAACUGAUUAUUUAAUUUGUGAGUGUUUUUCCAACUGAAAUUACUUGCAUUUUUCGAGGGGAAGCACUGCACGUGUGAGGUAAUGGUACUUUUGAAACUGCAGUAUCUGAUGCACAAAUAUUAAAUGCAACUUAAUCAAAAUAUUAUGCAUUUGCCCAGCUGUUUUAUUUGUUAUGUAGUUAUUAUGAUACUUUUUAAUGUUAUUGUAUAAGUUGUUAAUCACUAUGAAAAAACAUGUAUUUGUCUGAAGACAAGCUUUGUUGUUAGUGAUACGACAAUCAAAUGUUUAUUACUGCUUAUUACUUAUUCAUUUUUACUUUUACAAAAAAAGACAAAAUUUUAUGUAUACAUAUAUGCAUUCUUGUUGAAUUAUUUUAAUAGUUCUAAAUUAUUAUUCAAGAACAUAAAAGAAAAGUAUUGUAUAUUUCAAAUUAAAGAUUUCUUUGGAAUAU